CAAUGAAUCAGUGUUGAAUGAAGUUGCAUGUUUGACUCUUAAUUACCUUAUUCUCGUAAUCGUAUUUCUGCAAAAUGGAGUUUCUUUUAGGUAUUCAGGGUCCUGAUUAUGUUCUACUUGCAUCCGACAUGAAUGCAGGAAGAAGUGUUUUCGUGUUCAAACAUGACCAAGAGAAGAUGUUUCCAUUGAGCAGUAAGCUGCUCAUGCUGUGUGCUGGUGAAUCCGGAGAUACAGUCCAGUUUGCAGAGUACAUACAGAAGAAUAUUCAGCUGUACAAGAUCAGGAAUGGUUAUGAACUGUCACCAAAAGCAGCCGCUAACUUCACAAGGAAAAACCUUGCAGACUUCCUCCGUAGUAGGACACCAUACCAGGUGAACCUGUUGUUAGCCGGUCAUGAUGAGACGGAUGGACCUUGUCUGUUCUACAUGGACUACCUUGGCUCCCUCCAACAGGUGCCCUUUGCUGCCCACGGCUAUGGAUCUUACUUCACACUCAGUAUCCUCGACAGGCACUACAGGAGAGAUAUGACACGGGAACAGGCUGUUGAAGUGCUCAAGAACUGUUUAUUAGAGGUCCAAAAGAGAUUUAUCGUCAACCUCCCAACGUUCAAGAUCCGCAUCGUUGACAAGGAUGGUAUUCACGACCUACCCAACCUCCCUAUACCAGCUUCAACAGCCUAGCGUUACCAUGGCAAUCCAUCAACCACAUAUGUUGUAAAUAAUGUAUACUGUAUGUUCUUUUGUUCAUCUGUUGCUCGGGGCCUCCAAGGCCGACUGCUGUGGUGGAUUCAGGCGGGAUUGACACAAUACCAUUUCAAGGGCUCUAUUUUUUGUGCACAAUCAAUUAACAUUGGUAGCCUGCACAGAGUGCCAAAAUAUCUUUAGGCGAUGUGAGGAUGUGUAGUACAGCAAGAUGUAGUUCACUGGAACAACCAAAGAAACAGACGGAAGCUCUCGGUCUAGGUUUGAGAUUACGUCAUUUCAAUUUGCUGUAUUGUUUGUGCACAAUGGUUGGCCCAUUUAAAAGGAUUGUGUCUACCGUAAUCUAGCUGGAUCCGCCACUGGAGUAAGCAUUAUUUUGUGAAAGAGCGGAGGCAAAGAUGGCAGUUUAAAAAUAUUAGUAAUAGGGUCAUGAAAGGUCCCAUUUAAAUGCCUUCUCAAACCAAAUUAUACAGAUGCUAUAGGAAUGACAAAUCAGAAGUCAUUCAGCUAAGAUUGUCUAUCAUCAGCUUUCAUGAUUAGUUUGAUACCAAUAUGGUUUCCCAGAUGUUGUUCAUCAAUUGGAGUGAUAUUGACAAAUACAGAUCAGGCAUCGUUCUUUUCACCUCAUUUAUCCAUAUGAAGUCUGAUAUUUCCCAAAUCUGGAAGUCGGAAGGAAUGUCUUAGACUAGAUUUGAUGGUAAAGCAUAGUUUGAGUGACCAAUGCAAUGAAGACCAUUUCAAGUUUGGUGAACAUGUUGAAGCAAAACUAUUGUAACACUUAAACCUUAAAAUGAAGCUGGUGUUAGGUGAUUAAUUCAUUGGGUGAUUUCAAGUUCAGUGUUGACCUUUUGGUGUUGGUGUUGGAUCAAUUUUUACAUGAUUAUAACACCAACAUAAAAGGAAGAUGGUCCUGAAAAGUCACUCACUAUUUGUUGUGAUGUCAAUAAUGUGAUCUGGAUCAGUUUUACAAACUCUGAAUAAGUUUUUGAGCUUGGGGAGGCAGUCCAACUUUCAACACCAAGGCCAACACCAGAUUUGAAAUUACCCAUUGGGUGAUUUCAAGCUUGGUGUUGAUGUUGGGACAAAACAAGUACCAGCUGUAACACUAAACCUUAAAAUGAAGCUGGUGUUGGGAGAUUAUUGCAUCUAUAGGGGGAUUUCAUGUUUGAUGUUGGAAGCUUUUGUUGAUGUUAUAGAGAAAUUUACAUCAGGUAGAAUACCAAACCUGAAAUGUAACUGAUGCUGGAAUCAAUAUCACAAGUGCUUAACUAAUAAUUAGUUUGGAAAAUUACAAUAAAGUGUGAAUUAUUUUUAUCUUAUUCAUGAAGAAUAUCAUUGCAAAGAGUGUGCAAUUCAAAGAAAUAAUGUUCAGAUGCCUCAAACAAUACCGUAUUUAAAGCACAUUAUGACAUGAAAAGCCAAAUUAAUUUGGUCGCACAAUUGUAUAUGAUCUGAUAAAUCUAUUCUUUACAGUGUUUUUUUUUAAAUUCUCAGUAGAAUUUGAUCAAUUUCUGAUCAUUAUUGGUGAUUUCAAUUCUUGCAGCAGAAAUUGAUUAUAAUGUGCAUUAUAAUAAAUAUUUCCCAAACACUUCGAGACAGACUUCCGCAGUGCAAUUUCAAAACCAGGGUCCCAUAACAAAAAGGUUAGUGAUCGAUCGUAUGCUUGAUUUUUACGAUUGAUUGUACAUUGUGGUCAAUGCAGCAAUCAAUCGCAAAGAUAUUCUUCUAAGAUGAUUGCUAAGCUUUGUGUUACGGUCCCAAACCCAUGAAACACAGAGAUGUGCGAUCAGUCUCUGAAGUGACAAUGGCCAAACAAGAUCUUUGUUGUUUGG
This is a messenger RNA of Lytechinus variegatus (green sea urchin), 2533 nucleotides long. Its product is annotated as proteasome subunit beta type-2-like. Gene Ontology annotation, cellular component: proteasome core complex, beta-subunit complex; nucleus; proteasome core complex. NCBI's taxonomy places the organism in Eukaryota, Metazoa, Echinodermata, Echinoidea, Temnopleuroida, Toxopneustidae. Gene Ontology annotation, molecular function: peptidase activity. The record is from RefSeq and is a predicted model, not a curated record. Bases 75 to 680 code for a protein of 201 amino acids. The transcript is spliced from 6 exons. Gene Ontology annotation, biological process: proteasomal protein catabolic process.